AUGCUGCUGCCGCCUUGGGAUGACUCCUACCCAACGUGGGAAGGCCGGAAUCAUCAUGCUGGCUUAUACGCUGGUGUGGUGCGCUCCAUGACACUGUAUGGUGCACCCAUAUUAGUGGACGCUCUCACCGUGAAGACCGCAGAUAGUCAUAGCGGUGAGAGCGAUACGAGGUUACCGCGUACGGUCUCGUGGACGGCGGUGACACUUCCCGCGAACGACCCACCCUGGGAUCUCCAGGCGGAGAUGGGAGGAGGACCUGGUGUCUCCAUCAGUAGGCCAGGCGACAGUGAAGGCGAUCCACCCCCACUUGAGUCACUGCAAGAAAAAGCGACACACUUAUUAAAUGGCUGUUUCGAAGACAUCAAGGAUUUAUUUUUCAAGCACGCAAUUGACUGUAUAGCAGUUAUCAUUUACAAACAUGUUCCUUGUGGCACUCUCAUCACGGUCAUUUCUACAACCACUCAUACGGAGCCGUUAAAUAGGUUAUUGAGCGAUAAAAACUGUUACAAUUUUAUUGAACGAUCAAUACAAACACAAAAAUGGCUCAUCAGUUCUGAUGUUUAUAUAAUGUCUUUAAAAAACAGUAGCCAACUAUACUCAAGUUUGAAAGAGUUAUCAAGAGAUACAGCGUGGAAUCCAACAGCACAGUUUAUUAUAAUAAUAUAUGACUCAAAAUGGUCAGAAUAUGAUGAGAACUUUAAAUUACUCUUGAAAUUCAACAUUUAUAAUAUUCUUCUGAUUACAAAUUCGGAAAAUGGUGGAUUCAAACUAAUUACCUAUAACCCAUUUAAAAAAAAUUCUUGUGGAAAAUCCUUCGAUAAAAUAAUAAGUAAAAUAAAUAACUGCGAAGUUGUGGACACUAUCAGAGUGAACUACAAGCAUUUAGAAGAUAAAUUUCGUAAUUGUACAAUCACUAUCGCCGCGCUUGAAUAUGUACCACAUUUUAUGACGGAAUCAAACAAGGAAUACGCCUUUUUGGGAAAAAAAUUGUAUGGCAUAGAGCAACAGAUGCUUGCAAAUAUCGCGGAACGAGAAAAUAUAACACUAAAAUAUAUUAUCAAACCAAACCAUAAUGACCCCGGGGUCGUUUUACCUAAUUUUACUGUUACUGGCUUCUUGAACUAUUUACAAAAUGAUUCUGCCAGUAUUGUUGCUGGAGGAUAUGCACAGAUGAAGAAUCGUCUUGAGAUAUUUGAUUGCAUUUGCGGAUACGGUUACGGAACGUUGUUCUUAUUUACACCAGUCCGAAGUGACAUUAGUUGGAAAACAGUUUAUCGACCAUUUAGCGUUACUACUUGGAGUUUGAUUUGUCUUUCAUUUGUUUUUGUUUCUAUUGCAACUAUUUUAAUCAGUCGAUAUUUUGGAGAAGGUAAACUUGAUAAGAACUUACCGCUUAAAUUAUGGGGAUAUAUUUUUGGAAACACUAGCUAUAAAUUGUCACGCCUGAAAAAAUUACGAAUGGUUGUCAUUGUAUGGAUUUGGUUUACAUUUUUAAUCUCCAGUUUUUACAGCACAGCUUUAUACAGUUUAAUUACAGCCCCAGAAACCAGACAAGAAACGUUUACUCCAAAUAAUUUGGGCUCUUUACCAUUGAAGCCCUGUAUAAGCAAUGGCAUUUUUUUGUUCUUUAAAAAUACUUACAACUUCAGUUUCUUUGAAAAAUCUCCUAGUAAAUGUCAACAAUAUAUAACAUUAGAUAUAGUAGCAAAUAGCGAUUUAUUUUACACUAUUGAAAUCGAUUAUAAGUAUUAUAUCAGAAAGUUUAAAUAUAUCGAUGACAAGGGCAACAAUAAAUUGAAAAAGGAUCGCUUUGGAAAUGAUGUAAUGUUUGCUAUGUACACAAAAAAAGGAUUCCCAUUAUUAAACAAAUUUCAAAAAUAUGCUCACUACCACUUCGAAACAGGAUUAUUGAAAAAACAAUUAGAAACAAUAUAUCACUGGUAUAACAUAAGAGAAACCAAACACAUCGGCCAUACAUUUAAGGUCAUUGUUUUAUCCGAAUUUAGAGUUCACUUCAGUAUAUUGUUCCUUGGUUACAUGCUUUCCUUCAUUUGUUUUAUUAUUGAACUAAAUAAAAGCUAUCUUAAAAAUAUAUAUUAUAUAUAA
Messenger RNA from Nymphalis io (European peacock), 2106 nucleotides. RefSeq lists its product as uncharacterized. The coding region runs from base 1 to 2106 and encodes 701 amino acids. The record is from RefSeq and is a predicted model, not a curated record. NCBI's taxonomy places the organism in Eukaryota, Metazoa, Arthropoda, Insecta, Lepidoptera, Nymphalidae. The transcript is spliced from 4 exons.